AUGACAACCUUAGAUGAGCUCCGAAGAGAUCUUGGCAAAGCUGAAUACAAGCGCCAAGAGACCAUGAUCAAAGAUCAACUCAGUGAUAAGAACAAUAGCACAAAAGCAAAGUCGACCAAAGACUUCAUUGAACACUUGGAACAAGAACAAAACAGAACUGGCGAGAUCACUGUGAGCCCACUUGAUGCGCAAUUGCAACCCUCUCUUCUUGGUUUCUUGAAGUACUCCCGUUUUACCAAAAAAGUAUGUCUUGAUCAGGCAAAGAAGGAGCUGCAACUUCGCGAAGUCACACUCACCGAAGCCAAAAUCAAGCAGAACAGCAUCAACCACUUCAUGAAAGUCAAACUGAAACAGGCCAAAGAAAAGCGGUAUAUUGAAUACCUCAGAAUGGAAGCAAAUACGCUUGGCGCAGAUCCAGGGAACCGGAGCAACGUCAAAGAGCUCCAGGCUUUUGCCAAGCAAGCAGCCGAAAGAAAGAUGGCCGAUGAGGGAGACAACACCGAAAUCAGCAUCAAAAGCAACUGGUCAGUUGACAUUGCCACAGUUUUCGAACCAAUGAUGUCAAUGAAAAGUUGGGAAAAGAGCCUUGAUGGCUGA
This is a messenger RNA of Cylindrotheca closterium, 597 nucleotides long. The record is from the annotation of a GenBank genome assembly. Lineage: Eukaryota; Bacillariophyta; Bacillariophyceae; Bacillariales; Bacillariaceae.